Columba livia (rock pigeon) is the source of this 6593-nucleotide messenger RNA. It is a transcript of the gene SLC45A3, whose product is annotated as solute carrier family 45 member 3. The transcript has 5 exons. The coding region runs from base 1717 to 3420 and encodes 567 amino acids. NCBI's taxonomy places the organism in Eukaryota, Metazoa, Chordata, Aves, Columbiformes, Columbidae. The record is from RefSeq and is a predicted model, not a curated record. Gene Ontology annotation, biological process: transmembrane transport. Gene Ontology annotation, cellular component: membrane. Gene Ontology annotation, molecular function: sucrose:proton symporter activity.
AAGAGCCUGAGCGCUCAGCAGCAGAUGAUGCCCCCAUGGCACGACAGCUCGGGAAGCAACUGUGAAAAAGCCCCACAUGUGGCUUCCUUCUGCUUCUGUGUGCAGGAAACCUUACACAGAAGGGCUGGUGAGCCCUUUUGGGGGCAUGGCUGCUGUCCUUGUCAAGGUGCUUGGCAUUGUGCCCCUCUUGUAGAAAUUUGGGGAAACUGAGGCCAGAGGCGCCUGUUGUCACGCAGCUUUUCAGACCAACCACCCCUGUGUCUGGCUGUGACAGGUCUCCCCAUCACAAGAUAUCAAAUCCCCCUGGGCUGGACAGGCUGUUGCAGGUUCGCUUGGGUUGUGAUGUGUAAGCGCUGCUGUUAGACCAGGAUCUCCCAGCUCGGGUUUGCCUGACACCUUCCACAUCACAGAGCUCCAGAUCCACACCAGUCUGCCGGAUCAAUUGUCCUGGUAGACAUUAGCAGUUUAAGUGAAGUGUUUGGUCUCACUGCUGGGACUGUUGUUUAGAGCCAGACUGUUACCUGCAAAACUGCAGGGAACAUCUCAUCAUCUUUACAAGGAAAAUAAGAAUCCCAUGUACUAAAUCUCUCUGUGGCAGUUGUUUGUGAGGUGCCAGCACGCCAUCAAGGGAAGGUGACAAAUGUUAACACCAGGGCAGGGCUUUGAGCAAAGUCCAAAGCUGGAGUUUCCUUCUGGGCUGGUUUGGGGUGACACGGUGCUGUGUGAUCAGCGGGUUCGCAGGGCUGGUGCCUGCAGCCGGUGUUUGCUCAGCGCCCCGCGUGAGGGGCCCAGGCGUGGUUCUGCCACUAAUAACACACCGGUGUGACGGGUUAUCGGGAGGCAGGGAGGGCCCUGAAACCAAACCCGCCCGUGUACCUGCUGCUGGUUCCACCUCUGCUCGCCUGCAAAGUACCGGAGUCGCUUUUCCUGGACGCUGGGGAUCGUAUUGGAGCCAGGCUGGCUUUGAGGAGCCAGGCUGGCUUUGUGAAGCCAGGCUGGCUCUGGGGAGCUAGGCUGGCUUCGAGGAGCUAGGCUUGCUCUGGGGAGCUAGGCUGGCUUCGGGGAGCUAGGCUGGCUUCAGGGAGCUAGGCUGGCUUCGAGGAGCUAGGCUGGCUUCGAGGAGCUAGGCUGGCUUCGGGGAGCUAGGCUGGCUUCAAGGAGCUAGGCUGGCUUCGGGGAGCUAGGCUGACUUCGAGGAGCUAGGCUGGCUUCGAGGAGCUAGGCUGGUUUUGAGGAGCUAGGCUGGCUUUGGGGAGCUAGGCUGGCUUCAGGGAGCUAGGCUGGUUUUGAGGAGCUAGGCUGGUUUUGAUGAGCUAGGCUGGCUCUGGGGAGCUAGGCUGGCUUUGGGGAGCUAGGCUGGCUUCGAGGAGUUAGGCUGGCUUUGGGGAGCGCAGCUCAGAGCCGCCGGGAUCACCUGUCACUGUUCAGCGUGGAAAGCCCACAGCAUGUGAGCAGAAGGGGAAGCCUGUGGUGGGAUCCCUGCCUACCCACGCUUGGACUCGACAUCGCCAGGGACACAUCUUGCAGUAAGAGGAAGAGGAAAAUACAGCUCAUUCGCCAUUGCUAAAAAUGGGAGGCAGCAUCUGUCCGGCAGACCGGGAAGGGAAGCUCCAGCCCUCGCCUGCGGGGCGUCCCGGGGAGGGACAUGGCCGGGGGGACGCAGCCCGUGGUCAGUGAGUGUGUCGGGGCAGCGUGGCCCACCCAGCCCGGCUCAACAUGCUCUUCCACAACCGCAAGACCCAGCUCCUGCUGGUCAACUCGCUGACGUUCGGCCUGGAGGUUUGCCUGGCUGCUGGCAUCACCUAUGUGCCGCCGCUGCUGCUGGAAGUGGGGGUGGAGGAGAAGUUCAUGACCAUGGUUUUGGGGAUAGGACCUGUCCUUGGCUUGGUGUUUGUCCCGCUGAUUGGAUCCGCCAGCGACCACUGGCAAAGCAGCUACGGCCGAAGGCGACCUUUCAUCUGGAUGCUGUGCCUGGGCGUCCUGCUGAGCCUCUUCGUUAUCCCCCACGCCAGCAGCCUGGCCAGCCUGUUUGCCCUCAACCCUCGCCCACUGGAGAUCGCCUUCCUCAUCCUGGGCAUCGGCUUGCUGGAUUUCUGCGGCCAGGUCUGCUUCACCCCACUGGAGGCCCUGCUCUCCGACCUCUUCCAGGAGCCAGACAACUGCCGCCAAGCCUUCUCCAUGUACGCCUUCAUGAUCAGCUUGGGGGGCUGCAUCGGCUACCUCCUUCCAGCCAUCGACUGGGGCGGCAGCUUUCUGGCCCCGUACUUGGGAGGGCAGGAGACAUGUCUCUUCAGCCUCCUUGCUGUCAUCUUCCUCGGCUGUGUGCUGGCCACGCUCUUCGUGACGGAGGAUGCGGCCACCCAGGCAGAUGUCCUGGAUGGUCCAGUGCUGAAGGAUGCUCCCCCCAAGCCCUCACCUCCUGCCUGCUGCUCUUGCCAGCUCUCCAGGAGCUCGUGUCUCCUGCACGCCAGGCACGUCUUGCAGGCACUGAGAAACCUCUGCACGCUGGUGCCGCGGCUUCAUGGCCUCUACUGCCGCAUUCCCAAGGUCAUCCGGCGCCUGUUCGUGGCCGAGCUCUGCAGCUGGAUGGCACUCAUGACUUUCAUGCUGUUCUAUACAGACUUUGUUGGGGAAGGGCUGUACCACGGCGUCCCCAGAGCCAAGCCGGGCACGGAUGCCAGACGCCACUAUGAUGAAGGUGUCCGCAUGGGGAGCUUGGGCCUGUUCCUGCAAUGCGUCACAUCCAUCUUCUUUUCGACAAUCAUGGACCGGCUGGUGAAGCAGUUUGGGACGCGGACGGUCUACCUGGCCAGCGUGGUGUUCUUCCCCGCGGCCGCCUUCGUCAUGUGCCUUUCCCACAGCGUCAUCGUUGUCACCGUCUCGGCCGCUCUGACGGGCUUCACCUUCUCCGCGCUCCAGAUCCUGCCAUACACGCUGGCGUCACUGUAUCACCACGAGAAACAGGUAUUUUUGCAUAAAUAUAAGAGCAAAGAGGAGGAAGACACAGCCCGAAUGGACAAGAAAUCAGCCUUCUCUAAAGGCCUCCUCUCCAGCCAGAAGCUGCCUUACCAGAACGGCCACACUGGGAGCCUCUUCUCUUCCUCCUCAUCCUCCUCCUCGCCUCCAGCCGCCGGCUCGGCUCUGUGCGUCAGCUCGUCCUGCGACGUCUCGUUGAUGAUGAUGGUGGGAGAACCGGACUCGGUGGCUCCAGGCCGAGGGAUCUGCCUGGACCUGGCAAUUUUGGACAGUGCUUUCCUCCUCUCUCAGGUUGUCCCCUCCCUUUUCAUGGGCUCCAUCGUCCAGUUUACGCAGUCGGUGACUGCCUACAUGGUGUCCGCUGCCGGCUUUGGCCUGGUCGCCAUUUACUUUGCAACCAAAGUCGUCUUCGAUAAGAGUGACAUGGCCAAGUAUUCAGUGUGAUGGAGAAGGCACAAGGGCGGCGCGCGGGUGCCCGCACGUGGCAAAACGAGAUGCGUGUGCAUCUGCAGGGCCGCUUGUGGGGAGCCCCGUGUGGCUUCUGCUCCCCCUGUGCUGUUGCUGGAGCCCUGGGGGGUAUUUCUGGGGCCGAGGGGGGCAAGAGAGGUGCGGCAGGGCUAAUCUCAGGUGUAAAUAUGAGGCAUCGGGGUGUCACACUUCGGGCCAUCAGUGCUUUCCAAAGGUGCCUUUGUCGAAAGAAAGUGCUGCACAGCCAGCACCAAAGGGUUUAUACAGGGGAGAGAAGGGAAAUGGACUUUUCCUUGAAUAACGGGUGAUGUUUCUGUAUAAUUCUACCUAAACUGAGCAGGAGAUGCAGUGGUUUGGGGGGGAGGAAAAAAUCCUUGGCUCUCCUGUUUUCCAGUUAUAUCUGUACCCUCUUCCCCUGCUGCUUGUAGAUUAACUCAGCUUCUUGAGCAAUACUUCUGCAAAUAGGACACGGGAGGAGAUUUCCCUGGAAAAAAAAGGUGGGUGGGUAAAGUUUGGCCAUGGAGCAAAGGGGACGCGUGUGUGUGUGGACAAACACGUCCGUCCGUCCUUCCAUCCCACCUCUGUUCCGACUGGGAGAAGCCAUUCAGGAGAAAAGUUACUACGUCUUGUUUUGGAAAAACAAGUAAUGUUCCAUUAGGACCAGUUCCAAAAGGUGACUUAUCUUUUACCUAUGUACUAAGUUGCAUCAGAUGGAAAGGACUUCUUAACUCUUUUUUUCUAAUGAUUGUUUCUAGCUUUCCUCAUGCAGUUCUCAGUAACUCCGACCUCUCGCUCCUCAGAGCUGCCGCCUGCUCCCUCCCCUGACACAUCCAGACCCUUCUGCCUCUUCCACACCUGGCCCUUAAAAGAUGCUGCAAUAUCCCCAAAUCUAUUCUCAGAGGGUUUCCAGUCCUGUGAUAAUGACGUAGAACAGGGUUUGCUGAUCCAGAUGGCUUAUUUACCAUGUUAUACUUACUUGGGAUUUUUAAAUAUAUAUUUUAUUUCCAGGCAGGAGUCAAGAUUCUUACCGAGAUGCAGAAUAGACACGUUACCCGCUAGAGAAACGCAAAGCGCCCCUUGCAGCCGUAGCCCUGGGUUGUGCAGGUGUUUAGCUCCCAGAUGUGGCUCAUUUUGCAGCGGCAGGAGAGCGGCUGCAGCUGCGUGUCCUUCUGGCCAGUCCCAGCCGAGUGGAACCAUUCCGCUGGUGGCAGAUUUCCACCCCUCACACAACACACCGAGUAGGAGUCAAGGUCCUGGCCCACAGUCGGCACUUCAGACUUUGAAACAGUCCAAAUUCUGCCUACGACAGGUAGGGGAAAGCGCGAGUUGGGGGUUUGGAGGCGAGGCUGUGAGCACGCAGAAGUUGUUCAUCAGUCUUUAACUUUGGCUGGUCCAAACAAAGAGUAAUUUUCUGCGGAGGUGUGUGGGCAGCGGGAUGCGCUGCUGAGGUUCUGCUGAAGGGCAAAACGUUGCUAUUUUUGCAAGGUCUUGUCACACUAUUCCUUGGCACAGGAGCAAGGUUCCUCCCCACUGUCUGCAGACGGCUCCGCAGAGGCCUUCUCCUCAGCUUUUUCAACAUUUCUUUCCCGUAAAGGGUGACUGUUUUUGUUUGCUUUCUUCUCAAAUUAUAUGCCAGCCAGCCUCCCUUUCCCACAACAAGGUUUGUGUGCUGAAACGCAGCUGGUUUGGGGAUGGAUUUGGCAGCUGUUUAACCACCUACGGAAACAGUUUUUCAUCUGUACUUCCUACCCUGGUCUGUCCACUCCAGGCUGCAGCAGGAAGAUGUUAUUGCCAAAGGUGAGGUGUUUUGUGGACAAAGGUUCCCAGUGAUCAGUAACCUCUAAUCAAUCAGGUCCCUACUUGAGUGCUGAUGUAUCCUUUAUAUUUUUUCUGAUGUAAAAUGUUGGGAACCUUCACACCUGGAGGCUGCUACAAUGCUAAAUGCUUUUGAUAACAGAGCAAUUUAUUUGAGUGCCUAAAAGGUAGUUCCACCCCGAGCUUCAGGUGCAUGGGUUUGAUGAUAAGGGUCUCGGGUUUGAUGAUGAAAGUCUUGAACACUUCAUUACGGACAUCUGGCGGGCAGAUGGGUACGGGAAGGAGGGUUUGCCAAGACCCAUUUCUGCCUUCACUUCUUGUCCACCGUGGGAGCUGGAGCCCAAAUGGAUUUGGGCUGUUUGCACGAGGAGAGGAAGAAACUGCCACGUGCGCUCAGGUCCUUGUCGGGGGACACAGGGAACACUUUUCUGUGUGUGCGUUCAGCAGGGAGGGAAGACAAGGCAGCGAUUGGGAUGGAUUGAUGGAGGGUGAGGAGAGAUCCGGGCGAGGGAGCAGGGGGGUCGGGGAAACGGAGUUUUGCAGCAACGUGAGGGUUCGGGCUGGCUCUGCCCUCGCUGUGGCCGUGCCCUGUCCUUAGAGCACUUCCCAGCCCUCCCGCUUCCAACCAGCCAUGUCUCAAGGGCCGGCUGCCAAGGCUGAGCUCAGGGCCUGAGCUGGGCUGUCAGCAGCCGCCGUCCCCAAACCCGUUCGCUGUCACCGCGGUGGCCCGUGUCCUCCAUUAUUACCAAAAGCCUUUGUUCCCAGUUCAGGCUGUCGCUGGGGCUGGCGGGAGAGGCGUUUUCCAGAGCAUCAGUUGAGAAAGUGCCAUUGUGAGAUUGUCCUUCCUGGCUGAGCCGGUGGGAGCAGCCUCUGGGUGUUGGGACCACACACAGACAGCAAGGGACACGGGCACAUCCUGGUGAAGGUUUUGACACGUGUGUGAUCACAGAAAGCUCUCUAGGACCUGAUUAUCCUGUACAACAUACAAGCCCUUCAGAGGCGGUUUUACGAUGAGUUUUUCUGUUCCAGGUAGAAAGUGCGCUGCUGCUUUCUGCAGGCGGGGGAAUCGUGCUGUGCCUCGCCUUCCCUUUUGUGAGAUGGGGGUGUUGAGAGCCAAGGUCGGGAGAAGGGAGAAUGUCUUUAACGUGAGACUGUUGCGCAUCUCCAGGCGAGGGAAGGAUGGGUGGGUGCUGGUUUUUGGGAUCGUGUGCUGUCUGCGAGAUGUUCAUGUUUUAUUUAUUCAGCAGAGCAAUUAUUUUGUAUACAAUGUAAGAGGAAGGCUAUUAUAAAUUUUUAUGAAAAAGGAGGAAAUUAAAAGAGGUGUUUAAAUGGGA